Blastomyces dermatitidis ER-3 is the source of this 534-nucleotide messenger RNA. RefSeq lists its product as uncharacterized. The record is from RefSeq and is a predicted model, not a curated record. Lineage: Eukaryota; Fungi; Ascomycota; Eurotiomycetes; Onygenales; Ajellomycetaceae. The transcript has 2 exons. Bases 1 to 417 code for a protein of 138 amino acids.
AUGACAUGUCGCAUGCAUGGAACAAUCAAAGAACGAUAUUCGAACAAUGAGGCUCUAGGUCUCGAUUCGGGCCGGCUCAACCCUAGUCAUGAAGCGCAUCUGGAACCGUCGAAGGAAGACGGGAGUCCCCCAGGAAAUGUAAGGUCCUCAGUCGAUAUGCCAGGUGACUUGAAGAACGCAUACUCAUUCAUCUAUGAGAUGUACUCCCCCAACAGAGCGAUCUUCAAUGUGCAUAAUGGUCAUGCCGGGUCACUUGUCUCUGCUGCGAAUCCUUCCCAGCCAUUACCAGCCACUCUUUCGUGGAAAAUGCAAUUUGACGGGAACCUCGGUGUUCUCAUGCAUGGAAUCGAUAAUCAAGCAUUUUCGAAGCCCUCAAAAUGGGACAUAUUGUUCUUUUUGGUGUUCCACUCAACGUGAUGGUGCGCAUCCUUAUUUUCCUUCUAUACAUUGCAUAUAUUGUCUACUGCCCAUGAUUAAUUCGAUUCCCUAUCUCAUUCGUGCAAGCACUUAGCCCUGACCAGGUGGUCCGCACCU